Drosophila willistoni is the source of this 2506-nucleotide messenger RNA. RefSeq names its product AF4/FMR2 family member lilli. Lineage: Eukaryota; Metazoa; Arthropoda; Insecta; Diptera; Drosophilidae. Gene Ontology annotation, biological process: regulation of transcription by RNA polymerase II. The transcript is spliced from 2 exons. The coding region runs from base 126 to 2045 and encodes 639 amino acids. The record is from RefSeq and is a predicted model, not a curated record. Gene Ontology annotation, molecular function: RNA polymerase II transcription regulatory region sequence-specific DNA binding; DNA-binding transcription factor activity, RNA polymerase II-specific.
AGCAAUUAAUUCAAUUUGAAUUUUGGCGCGCCUUUCGUUUAAAUGGAUUAGAAAUUACCUUAAAGUGCCUGUGAUCGUGUGUGUGUGUGUGUGAGAGUGAGUGAGUGUGUGCAAGUGUGUGUAAGAUGGAGCAUGCUGCAUUUGAUGAUCAAAUCUUUGGGGAUUUCGCCAGCGGCGGUCCUCUUAGCCCAUUGGGAGCUAAACCCUUAAUGCCAACCUCAGCAACUACGGCGGGAGCCACCGCAAUGCAUCCCGCCAUGCUGGGCAGUGUCCAUGAGUUGUGCAGCCAGCAACAACAACGUCUGCCCGAUUGCAAUACAAUCUUACCCAAUGGUGGCGGUGGCUCUCCGAGUUAUGUGCAAAAAUUGGAUUUCAAAAUGGGCUGCUAUUCACCUAGCCAGAAAUAUGAAUAUAUCUCAACGCCACAGAAGCUAAUGGACCAUCAUCAUCAUCAACAGCAGCAACAUUAUGCGAUUACGCCACCACCACAACCGCUUAACCAUCACAAUGGCAUCCUGACGCAUCACAAACAACAACAACAGCAGCAGCAGCAGCAGCAACAUCAACAACAUCAACUGGUUGGGAUCAUGGAUUAUCAUUCUUUAAACGGCAAACUGGACUAUUCACCCAAAGAUCCAUACGAGGCACAACAACUGCAACAUCAGCAGCAGCAACAUCCUCAUUCGCAUCAGCAUCAUCUCUAUGGCGAUAGUCCAGUCCAUCAUAGUCAUAACGAUGCCAAUGGCAUGAUGACAGACUCCACCCCAGUACUGAUCAAUGGCAAUGCUGGAGGAAGCACUGCAACAACCCCAACAUCGACAGCAGCAGCAACAUCGGCGGCGGCGGUGGCAGCGGCAGCGGCAACCUCCCUGGGAAAGCUUCAGAAGAAGCCCGAGGAUAUGUGCGGGCAAUUGGAUGGGGGACAUUCGGCCUCCACAUCAUCGUCUUCGGGCUCAUCAUCAUCGAAUGGUACGCCCAAUGGCACAGCUGGACAUGGAGCAGCAACAAGUCCAACAGUAGGUGUUGCUGGUGGUGUUCCCGUUCCAGUGCCCCCCAAAAAGGACAGCAAUAAUAAGAAAAAAGGCGAUCCCAAUGGCAUUAAGAAGAAGAAAACGAGAACAACAUUUACGGCUUAUCAGCUGGAGGAGCUGGAGCGUGCCUUUGAACGUGCCCCCUAUCCAGAUGUCUUUGCCCGCGAGGAACUGGCCAUGAAACUGAACUUAAGUGAAUCCCGGGUGCAGGUCUGGUUCCAGAAUCGACGGGCCAAAUGGCGGAAGCAUGAGCCACCACGUAAAACGGGUUACAUUAAGACAAGCAGCAGCACUCCGCCGACGGCAACAUUGAACAGUUCUUUGGCUCCACCGUUCGCCACCUUUCCACAGACAACGACUGUGACACCGCCGGGCAGCAUGGAUAGUUGGACUAGCUAUCAGACACCCUACGAACUGACGCCACAAUUCAGUUUACUGUCACCGGCCGCCAGUCCUUAUGGCACAUAUUCGGGACAAUAUGCACCCUAUGUCCAUGAAUCCCAAUUAUUUCCCAUGCGACACUUUGAUUAUGGCAGUCCCACACGCUUAGAGGGCGGAGUCGGAGCCGGAGCAGGUAGUGGUGGCAGCAGCAAUGGUGGCGCUGCAACUGGUGAUCCGGAAUCCAGUUACCAGACAACGGACAUGCAAUCCUCCCAGCAGCAAUUGGCUGAUGGAACUUUGGUCACUGUGCAACAUUCUCAGCACUCACAGCAGCAACAACAACAACAACAACUGAAUGGCACCAAAUAUCUCACCGCCGAGGAGGCUAAAUAUGUGCAGGUUCAAUGCCAUCAAACUGGCUUAGUAGAGGUCACUAGUCCUGGCAAUUGUCAUUUGGUUGAGGCUCAGGCACAUUAUGUCACCGCACCGGUGGGUUCCGGAGCUGGCGGUGGCAGCAGCACCGGCGGCGGUAGCGAUGACAAUGACAGCGGUUUAACAACUGUGAUCAAAAGUGAGGAUCCCACCCAAGGCCAACAGGCCCAGAGCUAUGUCCUGCCGCCUUUUUUGCACUAAAAGAAAUGCUCACACACCGACGACAGCAACAACUCUCAUCAUCCAGGCGCUGUCCUCCUUUCAUGUCGCCAGCUACCAGCAGUAGCUACUGUCGUUUCAAGAGGCCAUUCUAAAGAACCAUUUGGCCAUAUUGUGUGCAGCAUUUCAAACAACAACAGAUAAAGCAGAUUCAAAGCAAAGUAUAUAUAUAAGGUAUGCCAAAAAUAUACCUAAAUAUCGCCGAUUUUUCUCAAAAUUUUUAUAGUUAUCGAAUUCUGAAGUCACAUGUUAAGAGCAGAUUUGCUACAAUAAUAGUUAGCUCUCUUAAUUUCUAUUAAUUUUUGUUUUUAUUUCUUUAUUUUGUUAUCACUUGGAAGAGAUUCUUGAAACCGUCCGGUUCUUGUAUUGGUAUAUUCAUUUUGUCUUUGUCAUAUUGUUGUAGGUUCCUUUUUUUAAUGUAAUUUACAUUUAAAUAUAUAUAU